AUGAAGCAAAGUUUCUUGAUUAUUCUUCUGUUGUCAGGUGUGCUGGUAGCAACAGUUACCGCCCUGAUUCCCAAAACUCGUCCAGGAUCGUUAGGUACGAUACCCGACUCCAUGAUUCCGGGAUCUCCAAUGGAAGACGCGAAUCCGCUUCUGGCUAAUAGCUUCGAUAGCGGAUCGGAUUAUCGCCCACUUGAUUUUGGCUAUUUACCGGGAACUACGCGAUAUAUGGGCAAUCGGAUCAAGGGCAGUGGUUACACGUCAUUGCACGGUCUCAACUACGAGAGCGUAGGCUACCGCGAUGAUUACUACACGAACGAGGCCUACCCGCAGUUGGUCGGUCAGGGACAAGUUAGAGUCAAUGGCCAAGACGCUGAACUCACCUGUCAAUUUCCUCCCACAUUCGAUAUCAUUUCGAAUAUCGUGUGGGAGAAACUGGAUCGGAAUGGUGUAGAUAGCUGGGCACUGGAUCGACAAGAUCCACGAUUUUCCAUCCGUCAACAAUCGAUGGCUGGGUCGCGGCUCGUUAUCGGAGAAUAUUCUGCCCGUGAUGAAGGAGUCUACCGCUGCAUCGCUACCCGUCGUGACAACACCCAUUUCCGUCAGACUAGGACCGUUUACCAGGAUAUUCCUUUCGUCCUUGUCAAAUAAACACACAAUAAACAAUAAGUAAUAAAAAAGAUUUAUUAGAAAUUUAUAGACUCACAAUGAUAUGCAGUUCGUGUCCUUGAAGUUCCUGCAUUUUGGAAUGCUCUGUUUUUUUUGUUUGCUUUUUUUUAAACAUAUUUUAAUGAACAUGACAGUUUGAUUGUCUCUGCAUUAGAAAAUUAAGCAAUACAAAGAUAAAUACAUAGGUAA
Messenger RNA from Daphnia magna, 855 nucleotides. RefSeq lists its product as uncharacterized. Bases 1 to 648 code for a protein of 215 amino acids. The transcript has 2 exons. Lineage: Eukaryota; Metazoa; Arthropoda; Branchiopoda; Diplostraca; Daphniidae. The record is from RefSeq and is a predicted model, not a curated record.